AUGGCCCCCAAACCACCAGCGUCGUCAGCAAGGGCGAAGCAGCCCAAAGCUGGACCCUCGACCAUCGCCCCCGUCAAAUCCACCAAGAAGCGAGCAGUUGAACAGGUCGAACAAGAGAGCGAAGAUGAGUUUGGAGACCAGGGAAGCGGCAUCGACAUGAGCGACGAUGAGGAGCUCGCCGAGGAAGACGGCGAAGAGGACGGAGAAGACGCUUUCCCUGAAUUUGACAGCGAGCUUGAGGACGGGGGCGACGAACUUGAGUUGGCAGACUCGGACGCAGAUGACAGCGACGAAGAGUACGACCAAGACGACGAAGAGUCUGGCUCCGAAUCUGGAUACAACUCCUCCGACAUUGAGGCCAUGUACGAAUCCUCCGCCUCAUCCGUGUCUUCUCACGACGAAGAAGGCCAACCUAUCUCUACCGACGAAAAGCUGGCCAAGAUGAUUGCGAAAAACACCAUCAAACCGAACGAUGCUAUCGGCACUGACGCCAAGAUUAGUACGGCGAAGGAGGGUGUUGGAAGGAGAGUGCCCAGUAAAUUUGUGAAGGGGAGUUUCAUGAGGGAGUACGACGAAUACGAGGCGGGCUAUGGAAGUGAAAGCAGUACCGAAGACAACCCCAACACUGUUGGCAACAUCCCUAUGGAAUGGUACGAUGACCUCCCUCACAUCGGUUACGAUGUCAAUGGUCGCAAAAUCUUCCGACCCCUUCAAGGCGACGAGCUCGACAAAUUCCUUGCCAACGUCGAUGACACUGCUGCUUGGACUUCUGCGGAAGACAAGCUCAUGCAGCAGAAUGUCCAGCUUACCGACAAGGAGCUCGAUAUCAUCAGGAGGCUCGAGAAGGGAGAAAACCCGGACGCGGACUUUGAUCAGUACCAGCCUACCAUUGAGUGGUUUACUGGCGAGGGCAAGGAGAGGGUUAUGCCCCUCAGUGCUGCGCCUGAACCAAAGAGCAGAUUUGUGCCAUCCAAGUGGGAACACCAGAAGAUCAUGAAAAUUGUCAAAGCGAUCCGCCAAGGACGUAUCAUUCCCAACAAGCCGACUGCUGAAAAGCCCAAAUUCUACCCAAUCUGGUCUGAUGCCGAUCAACAUAACCCUCACGCCAUGUACAUGCCCGCUCCCCAACUCCCUCCCCCUAAAACUGCCGAGUCUUACAACCCUCCCGAAGAGUAUCUUCCGACCGAAGAAGAAAAGAAGGAAUUCGCAGAGACCGACAAGGAGGACCGUAAAGAGGAUUUCUUGCCUGAGAAGCACAGCGCUUUGCGAUUGGUACCUAGGUACCAGAACUUGGUGCAGGAGAAGUUUGAGCGUUGUCUCGAUCUUUACCUUGCUCCUCGUACUCGUCGGGUCAAACUCAACAUCGACCCCGAAUCCCUCAUUCCCAAACUCCCCGCCCCUAAAGAGCUCAAGCCCUUCCCCAUCGCCCCCUCUGUUCAGUACAGACAUCCCGGAGACACCCGUGUCCGAAGCUUGUCCACCAGCCCGGAUGGACAAUGGGUUGCUUCUGGUUCCGAGGAUGGUGUGGUCAGAGUCUGGGACCUGGGUAACGGUCGAGAGGUUUGGAGAUGGGACUUGCAUGCGGGUGCUAUCCAGUAUCUCGAGUGGUCUCCUUCAAGAGAAGAGUCGCUUUUGGUUGCUGGUGUCUCGGGCAAGCUUGCUGUCCUUGCUCCUCUUGCUCUUGUCUCCCCUCACAUCGCUGCUGCUACUCUCACCCAUGCCAACACCGCUUUCGCUUCCAGUGCUGCUACUACCAAGCAAGGCGCCGGAAAGGAAGUCAGAGGCACAGAGGCGAUCAAAUGGAGCAGGCCCGGAGAGAAGGAGCGAGAGCGAGGUGUGUUGGUGUAUGUUGAGGUGCCUGGUACUGUGAAGCAGGUGACUUGGCACAGGAAGGGUGACUACUUUGCGACUGUUGCCUCUGAGGCCGCCAACAAGUCCGUCCUCAUUCACCAACUUUCCCGCCAUGCCAGCCAAUCUCCCUUCCGCAAGACCCCUGGAGCUAUCCAGCGAGUCGCUUUCCACCCCACCAAACCCCACUUCUUCGCUGCCACUCAACGCUACAUCCGCCUCUACGACCUUGCUGGCCAAAAGCUCAUCAGAACUUUGCAAAGUGGUGUCAAGUGGAUCAGUUCGAUGGAUGUGCACCCCGGUGGUGACAACUUGAUCAUCGGAAGUUAUGACAAGAAGUUGGCGUGGUUUGACAUGGACUUGAGCGCAAAGCCGUACAAGACUUUACGGUACCACAACAAAGCUCUUCGAUCGGUUGCCUACCACCCCACCCUCCCCCUGUUCGCCUCCGCCUCAGACGAUGGCACCAUCCACAUCUUCCACUGCACCAUCUACUCGGACUUGAUGCAGAACCCCUUGAUCGUGCCCUUGAAGAUUCUGAGAGGACACAAGGUCAUUGACGGGCUGGGUGUGCUGGAUUUGAGAUGGGUGGCUGGGAAGCCGUGGUUGGUUAGUAGCGGAGCGGACGGUGAGGUCAGACUGUGGUGUUCAUAG
Messenger RNA from Cryptococcus wingfieldii CBS 7118, 2502 nucleotides. RefSeq names its product ribosome biogenesis protein ERB1. Bases 1 to 2502 code for a protein of 833 amino acids. Lineage: Eukaryota; Fungi; Basidiomycota; Tremellomycetes; Tremellales; Cryptococcaceae. Gene Ontology annotation, molecular function: ribonucleoprotein complex binding; protein binding. Gene Ontology annotation, biological process: maturation of LSU-rRNA from tricistronic rRNA transcript (SSU-rRNA, 5.8S rRNA, LSU-rRNA); ribosome biogenesis. The transcript has 5 exons. The record is from RefSeq and is a predicted model, not a curated record. Gene Ontology annotation, cellular component: preribosome, large subunit precursor; PeBoW complex.